AUGAUACCGCCGCUCGAGACGACCAUGGGCUGCAUGAACGAUGAUGGCACAAACAGCUGGAACAGCCAGCAUGACCUCACAUAUAAUACAGAGAGUGACGAAAGGAUGCAAGAGGACCUGGCUUCCAACCCGCUCCUUUUCCAGGGCGAAGGCAAAGAGACCCUGGCAGAGCAGCUGAUGAAAAUUACCAACCGGGCCAUGGGAGCGACACGAGAACUUGAAUGCGCAGUAAACACCACAUCCUUAACAGUAAACUCCCCUCCAGUGAAUGAAAUGUUCGAGGCCGCGAAUGCGUUGGUCCAAAUUAUCAACAGUUUAACUCUGGCCGACAGCACAGAUAGUUCUUUGCGAUCUUCCUCCCGUGAUGGAAGCGAUGGGAACGAUCGACAGCUGCCUACCGAAUACUACCCAAUCUUUCUAGCUCUUGAUUCCUACCAGCGCGUCCUAUCCCUGUUCCACGCAGUUUGCGACUUUAUUAAGAGGUCCUUGGGCUCUAUAACUCGGGGGACAGAGCUGCAACAGCAAACAUUGCACGGAGCUGGAUCGUCCUCUGCGCAGUUCAUCAUGGUUCUACAGCUCAUGAUACACCUCCUCAACCGCAUAGGUCGUAGCCUACGAAUGGGGAACCGAGAAAAUAUUGAUCAUCAUGAAUUGAUUUUUGCACCGGACGGUGGUGGAGAAAGAGGUUGCUCAGAUAGUAUUGUGGACUGCGCGCAGGGCAUGCUCAAGAUGCUACCUGAUGAGCACGUUAAAUUGCUAAAGGCCAUCCGAGAACUUCAAGCUUGUAUAGAGGAGAGUGUUCUUAUUUAG
Messenger RNA from Penicillium angulare, 810 nucleotides. RefSeq lists its product as uncharacterized. The record is from RefSeq and is a predicted model, not a curated record. The transcript has a single exon. The coding region runs from base 1 to 810 and encodes 269 amino acids. Lineage: Eukaryota; Fungi; Ascomycota; Eurotiomycetes; Eurotiales; Aspergillaceae.